Sorghum bicolor (sorghum) is the source of this 2427-nucleotide messenger RNA. Its product is annotated as auxin efflux carrier component 2. The coding region runs from base 145 to 2025 and encodes 626 amino acids. Gene Ontology annotation, biological process: auxin export across the plasma membrane; auxin polar transport. NCBI's taxonomy places the organism in Eukaryota, Viridiplantae, Streptophyta, Magnoliopsida, Poales, Poaceae. The record is from RefSeq and is a predicted model, not a curated record. Gene Ontology annotation, cellular component: endoplasmic reticulum; plasma membrane. The transcript is spliced from 7 exons. Gene Ontology annotation, molecular function: auxin efflux transmembrane transporter activity.
AGUUAGCGUCGUCAGCUACCAGCAGAUAUCUUUGUAGAAAACCAAAGGAACAGAACAGCUACGUGGCCACCACAAGCUAAGCUAAGCUAAGCUAAUUAAGCUGCAGCUGUCAGCGUCGUCGUCGUCGUCGUCGCCGCCGCCGCGAUGAUCACCGGGCGGGACAUCUACGACGUCCUGGCGGCGAUCGUGCCGCUGUACGUGGCCAUGUUCCUGGCGUACGGGUCGGUGCGGUGGUGGGGCAUCUUCACCCCGGACCAGUGCUCGGGCAUCAACCGCUUCGUGGCCGUCUUCGCCGUGCCGCUGCUCUCCUUCCACUUCAUCUCCAGCUGCGACCCCUACGCGAUGCAGUACCGGUUCCUGGCCGCCGACUCGCUCCAGAAGCUCGUCAUCCUGGCGGCGCUGGCGGUGUGGCACAACGUGCUCUCCCGCUACCGCCGUGGCGCGGCGGCGUCGUCGCUGGACUGGACCAUCACGCUCUUCUCGCUGUCCACGCUGCCCAACACGCUGGUGAUGGGCAUCCCGCUGCUCCGCGCCAUGUACGGCGACUUCUCGGGCAACCUCAUGGUGCAGAUCGUGGUGCUGCAGAGCGUCAUCUGGUACACGCUCAUGCUCUUCCUCUUCGAGUACCGCGGCGCCAAGGCGCUCAUCUCCGAGCAGUUCCCGCCGGACGUCGGCGCCAGCAUCGCCUCCUUCAGGGUCGACUCCGACGUCGUCUCACUCAACGGCCGCGAGGCGCUGCAGGCCGACGCCGAGGUCGGCAGCGACGGCCGCGUCCACGUCGUCAUCCGCCGCUCCGCGUCCGCGUCCACCACGGGCGGCGGCCACGGUGGUGCGCGCUCCGGCGUGGGGGGGUACCGCCCCUACGGCCCGUCCUCGGCCAUGACCCCGCGCGCCUCCAACCUCACGGGCGUCGAGAUCUACUCGCUGCAGACGUCGCGGGAGCCCACGCCCCGCGGCUCCAGCUUCAACCAGUCCGACUUCUACGCCAUGUUCAACGGCAGCAAGAUGGCCAGCCCGCUCGCGCAGCCCGGCGCACGCGCGCCGGGGCUCGACGAGCAGGUGGCCAACAAGUUCGCGUCUGGGAAAGGCGGCGACGCGACGGCGGCGUACCCCGCGCCAAACCCCGGCAUGAUGCCACCGCCACGGAAGAAGGAGCUCGGGGGCUCCAACUCCAACUCCAACAAGGAGCUGCACAUGUUCGUGUGGAGCUCCAGCGCGUCGCCCGUGUCGGAGGCCAACCUCCGCAACGCCGUCAACCACGCCGCCUCUACCGACUUCGCUGCCGUGCCGCCGCCACCGAUGCCCGUCGACGGCGCCACCCCAAAAGGCGUGAGUGGGACUGUGACGCCGGCCAAGAAGCCGGACCCCGCGGCCAACGGCGGCGACCUGGAGAUCGAGGACGGCCUCAAGAGCCCCGCGACGGGCCUGGCCGCCAAGUUCCCGGUGUCGGGCUCGCCGUACGUGGCACCGCGCAAGAAGGGCGCCGACGCGCCGGGGCUGGAGGAGGCCGCGCACCCGAUGCCGCCGGCGAGCGUGAUGACGCGCCUCAUCCUCAUCAUGGUGUGGCGGAAGCUCAUCAGGAACCCCAACACCUACUCCAGCCUCAUCGGCCUCGUUUGGUCCCUCGUCUCGUUCAGGUUUAACAUCCAGAUGCCCUCAAUUAUAAAGGGAUCAAUAUCUAUAUUGUCCGAUGCAGGGCUAGGCAUGGCUAUGUUCAGCUUAGGUCUGUUCAUGGCUCUGCAACCAAAGAUCAUCUCUUGUGGCAAGAGGGUGGCGACGUUCGCCAUGGCGGUGAGAUUUUUGACUGGUCCGGCAGUGAUCGCGGCUACCUCCAUCGCCAUUGGGCUCCGGGGAGUGCUCCUGCACGUUGCCAUCGUUCAGGCUGCACUUCCACAAGGCAUCGUUCCCUUUGUGUUUGCAAAGGAAUACAACUGCCAUCCUCAAAUACUUAGCACAGCGGUUAUAUUCGGGAUGCUCAUCGCGCUUCCGAUCACGAUACUCUACUAUGUUCUUCUUGGAAUUUAGAUUUCUGGAUAGGCAGAAGUAGGAAUUCUAGGAAUGUAGAAGCUAAUGUAUGCAAAAUGAAACAAAUUGGAUAUCUUGAAGAAUGCAUGCAAAGUGAGAAAAAUCGGAUAUCAGACCUGAAGAUCAUCUGAGCAGAGAAAUAGGGGAAGCUAAAUAGGACCCUAGAGAGAAAUGCAGAGGGAAAAAAUCCCUGAUUCUAUUUUUUAUUUUGUUACUGUUUUAGAUUCAAAGUAAAGGUUAGAGCUUUGAGUACGGGAGAUUGAACCGUUAACCAGGCAACUUGGUACUAAAGAUUCCUACCAGUUGAUUCCUUUGUCCAGAGACACAUGAUCUGCAAAUUUCUGCCUGAUCUCAUACGAAUUGGGAUAAAGUAAUAGAAGUGGUUCUCAAAUUGCAUGGCAA